Molecule: messenger RNA, 1554 nt
Organism: Cetraspora pellucida
Lineage: Eukaryota; Fungi; Glomeromycota; Glomeromycetes; Diversisporales; Gigasporaceae
Source: the annotation of a GenBank genome assembly
AUGUAUAAUGAAGACAACUCCUCAAAUACUAAUAAUAGUCAAUCUAUGAAAUGGGAUGUAAGCUUUACUCAUGAUCAAGUCAAUAUAAGUUCGUUCAACACUUAUAAUAAUUCAUCUAUAGAAUGGUCUGCUGGAUUUACUCAAGGUCAUGAGGAUAAUAGUAAUCUAUCUACAGAAUUGUCUAUAGACCUUACCCAAGAUCAAACUAAUAUAAGUUUACCAAACUUAUAUAAUAAUCCGCCCAUAGAAUGGUCAAAAAAAUUUAAUCAAGACCAAACUAAUAAUAAUGAUCUAACUACAGAAUUAUCUAUAGAUUUUACCCAAUAUCAAACUAAUAUAAGUUUGCCAGACACUUAUAAUAAUUCAUCCAUAGAACGAUCCACAGACUUUAGUCAAAAUCAAUUUAAUAAUAAUCUUUUUACAGAAUGGACUACAGAUACUAUAGAUUUUACUAAUAAUUUACCAUUUAUGGAAUGUGGUGCAAGCUUUACGCCAUAUCAAAUUAGUACAAAUUUGCUAAAUAUUUUCAACAAUUCGAUUAUAGAAUUACCCGUAAGCAUUGCUCAAAAUAAUGAGGAUCAAAUUAAUUACAAUCUAUCUAUAGAACAGGCCGCAUGCUUUACACAAGAUCAAACUAAUACAAAUUCGCUAAAUAUUCAUAAUUCAGAAGUUACUCAAUGUCAUGAAAAUAAUACUUUACAACAAUAUAAUACAAAAUCAGUAAAAGAAAAUAAGCGUCUAGUUUCACUUGUCUCUAGGCAUAAAAAAAAUCGUCAAAAAAAUCCAAGAUGCAAAAAAUGUAAUCACCGAAAAUCUCACUAUGAUGAAAAUUCUAACCAAUGUAAAGAUUGUUAUCGGGCCUCAUUACGGAUCUUGAGUGGUAAUAAAUUAAUUGACGAUUUUAUUGAAUCAACGCAAACUUUUUGUGCCUGGACAAAUAAAGUAAAAUUAGAAUUUAUUCCGUAUAACCAAUUUAUUAAUAUUGAAUAUCUUGCUAAAGGAGGCUUUAGUAAAAUAUAUAAAGCAACAUGGGCUGAUGGGCCUAUUGCUCGUUGGAAUCCUAAAAAGCAAAAAUAUGACCGAAAAAGAAAUUUUGAUGUUGCUCUUAAAAUUCUUAAUAAUUCUAAUAAAAUGAAUUCUGAUUAUUUAAAUGAGGUUUAUAUUCUUAAUGGUCUUCGCCCAAAAAUUCCAAUUGACAUUCCACACGAAUUAGUUAAUUUAAUGGAAAGUUGCUGGCAUCCAGAUCCGGAUAAAAGAAUUAAACUCGAUAAAUUGUGGGGAUUGAAGAAACUUCAUGAAAUUAUUUAUAGUGGAGAAAUAAAAAAAUUUCCAGAAAAUAAAAGUGCAAUUAUUUUGCCAACUAAAAUGAACGAACAAGGAAUUUAUUCUAGUCGACCAUUAACACCGUUAAUCAGUAAAGCAUUGACUUUACAAAGUAUGAAACUAAAUAGCAACGCAAUUACUGACAUUCCAACGGCAAUAAUGCAACAACUAAACAGUAACCAAACUGAUGAUGAUUCUAAAGUGAUUGAAUUUGAUAUAAACAAACCAUAA